This is a messenger RNA of Microplitis demolitor, 1836 nucleotides long. RefSeq lists its product as uncharacterized. The transcript has 2 exons. Bases 1149 to 1796 code for a protein of 215 amino acids. Lineage: Eukaryota; Metazoa; Arthropoda; Insecta; Hymenoptera; Braconidae. The record is from RefSeq and is a predicted model, not a curated record.
GGCUGACAACUUUGUGAAGUACUGUAACCAAUUUUAGUGAUUUGCGACAAGUUUUUAUUUAACCAUCUUAAAAAAAAUUCUAAGUGUUGAGUACGGAGAACGUGUACUAUUUAUAAUAAAUAAAACAAUUUUUUAAUUUUAAUUUACUUAAUAUGGUCAAAGGAAAAAUCAAUGGAACUCGGCAUUCAAUUCAAACAAAAGUUAAAAUAGCUCAUAAGCUAAACUCUGGAGCAAAGAUAAAUGAUCUAAGUUGUGAAUAUCGAAUAAGUGAAAAAAGUGUGCGUAAUAUUAAAAAGCAAGCGGAAAAACUGCGAAGUUUUCACGAAAGUUCAGUAUCCAACAAUGUUUUAAAAUCCAGAAAAAAUAUGAAAAAAGCUCAACAUCCUCUGUUAGAAAAAAUAUUAUUCACAUGGUUCACACAAGCAUGUGAAGCCGGUAUUCCUAUCACUGAUAAUUGGAUUGAACAUCAUGCAAAACUGAUCUAUAAAGAAUUAGGCGGACAACAUUGAUUUGUCGCCAGCACGGGAUGGGUAGACAACUCCAAGGCACGCCAUGGAAUUCGUCAAUUAUCAAUGCAAGGAGAAAAAUUAGCAGAAGAUGAAGAAGGUGCUAAAAAUUAUCAAGAUGAGUUUUCAUGGUUCAAGCAGCAAUUUAAUUUCAAGUUAGAAAAUAUAUAUAAUGCUGAUGAAACAGGAAUAAAUUGGUGUUCUUUACCACGUAAAACAUUAGCUUCUGGGACAGAAAAAUCUUGUGCAGGAGGAAAAGUGAGAAAAGAUAGAACUACGGCUUUGGUUUGUGCUAAUGCUUUUGGAUCGCAUGCAUUGCCAUUACUUAUUAUCGGCAAGUAUUCAAAACCAAGACCAUUAAAAAAUUUAGCUGUACUACCUGUCAUAUAUAAAUGUCAAAACUCUGCUUGGAUGGAUAAGGAUAUUUUUAUGGAUUGGUUUAAAAACCAUUUUAUACCUUCUGUUUACACCCGACAGGAAGAAGAUGGAAAAACAGAAAAAAUAUUACUGUUACUUGAUAAUGCCCCAUCGCAUCCCAAUAUUGAAGCAUUAAAUUCAAUCGAUGCAAAUGUUGAGGUACAAUACUUGCCAAAAAACACAACACCUCUAAUUCAACCGAUGGACCAAGGUAUCAUUGAAUAAAUGAAACGACUUUAUCGUAAAAAACUUUUACAAGGAUUGUAUAAUGAUGAUCAAAAUUCUCACAAUCCUGAUGCUUAUUUAAAAAAGUAUGAUUUCCGUAAGUGCUGUAUUACAAUUGCAAGUACAUUUUCAGAAUUAAUUUCAGAUAAUUUGAAAGCUGCGUGGAAAAAAUUGUUACCAAAUGAUAUUUCUUUUUCUAACAAAAAGUGUGAAAAAGAUGCUAACGAUAAUUUUAUCACCAAAGAUGAAGCUGUGAAACAAUUAUCAGUUAUUAAUGACUACAAAUUAACGGAGUUAAUUGAAUAUCUUGAUCAAGAUAAAAAUGACCUUGGAUGGAGGAUAAUGAAUUUCAAGCAAGUGACUAAAGAAGUAUUGUUGGCAAAUAAAGAUGAUUUGCCAGAAAAUUCCGUUCUUAGUGACGGACAUUCUAAGGAGAAUCAUGCUGAUCUGAACGAUCAAGUUGAUAAAGCUGUCGAAGCUUUAGAUACAAUUAAAACAUUUGCAAAUAAACAUCUCAAUUGCAGUGAAGAAAAUCAAGCGCAAAUUCACUGGGCCAUCAGCAUUUUGAAGGAAGGUUUUUCAGAAAUUCGUAGUGAAAAAAUAGCUAAUAAUAGUUUGAUAGAACUUCUGAUGAAAAUAAUAAGAUAAGUUCAUCGACAAUUGAUGUUAAUAACGAUAAUUUAAGUAA